This is a messenger RNA of Gossypium raimondii (Peruvian cotton), 721 nucleotides long. RefSeq names its product probable peroxygenase 3. Bases 11 to 721 code for a protein of 236 amino acids. Gene Ontology annotation, molecular function: calcium ion binding; monooxygenase activity. The transcript has 6 exons. Lineage: Eukaryota; Viridiplantae; Streptophyta; Magnoliopsida; Malvales; Malvaceae. The record is from RefSeq and is a predicted model, not a curated record.
AGAAAAGAAAAUGGAAGACGGUGAAUGCAUUGCAACAGAAGCACCCAAGGCACCAGUGACUAAAGAAAGAAAGAUCGGAACAGACUUGGAAAAAUAUAUAGCAAAGCCAUAUGUCGCAAGAGCACUGCAAGCUCCAGAUGUGGGAAAUCCAGAUGGGACAAAAGGAUAUCCGGAUAAUGGAAUGACUGUUCUUCAACAACAUGUUGCCUUCUUCGAUCAAAACAACGAUGGAGUUGUUUAUCCUUGGGAGACUUUCAAAGGUAUUCGAGAUCUUGGGUUCGAUCCAUUUUCCUCAUUUGUCAUAACUUUUGUAAUUAAUGCAGCAUUUAGUUAUCGCACUCUCCCGGGGUGGGUGCCAAAUCCGUUACUUCCCAUAUACAUAGAGAGAAUACACAGAGAUAAGCAUGGGAGUGAUUCAGCAACAUAUGAUACUGAAGGAAGGUUCAUGCCAGUGAACCUGGAGAACAUGUUCACCAAGUAUGCACUCACAAAGCCCGACAAUUUAUCACUCAAGGAGUUGUGGCAGAUGACUGAGGGAAAUCGGGCCGCUUUCGACUAUCUUGGAUGGAUGGCAUCCAAGUUGGAAUGGUUGCUGUUGUAUUAUGUAGCCAAGGACAAGCAGGGUUUUCUGUCCAAAGAAGCUGUUAGAGGGUGUUUUGAUGGGAGCUUGUUCAAGAACAUUUCCAAAAUGUACAAGGACUCAGAUAGAAAGAGUAAAUAA